Molecule: messenger RNA, 1065 nt
Organism: Drosophila grimshawi
Lineage: Eukaryota; Metazoa; Arthropoda; Insecta; Diptera; Drosophilidae
Product: endoplasmic reticulum resident protein 44
Exons: 2
Coding region: 1-1065 (354 amino acids)
Source: RefSeq, a predicted model, not a curated record
AUGAGUAAGAAUAUACUGAAACUAAAAGGUGUGCUGAAAAAGAGUAAUCGGCUGACACCAAUUUUUGAGGAGGCAGCUGUGCGACUGGCUGAGGAUCUCCCGCCGGAAGCAAGUGUUCGUCUGGCACGUGUGGAUUGCAUGCGUGAAAUGGAGUUGGCCAAUCUCUGCAGCAUUACCAAGUUUCCCACUCUACUUCUGUAUUAUCGUGGUCAACCGCUACGUCAGGAGUAUCGUGGACAGCGUUCCGUUGAGGCACUGGUCGCCCAUGUGCAGAAGCAGCUUCGAUUGACGAUUAAAACAUUGGAUAAUGUGCAACAAUUGAAUAUGAUCGAUGUGAAGAGGCGCACUGUGAUUGGCUUCUUUGAGAGCCGCAAGAAGCCUGACGCAGGAAUCUUUGAGCUGGUGGCGGAGCGUUAUAAAAACGAUUGUGAUUUCUAUGUGAGAGUCGGCGCAAAGCUGGACGACAUGACGUACACGCAUUAUAUGCCAACGAUUGUCUUUCGUCCGGAUGUGGAACGCACCCAUGCCGCGGAUGAGGUCUUUGCCGGCAAUCCAUCAUCUCUGCCAGAGCUGGAGAAGUGGGUCUUCAAGAAGUGUGUGCCGCUAGUGCGGGAGGUGGAUUUCGGUAAUGUGGAGGAGAUAAUCGAACAACGACUGCCGCUGCUGGUGCUCUUUCACAUGCCCAACGAUGUGGACUCGGUGAAAGAUUUCAAGUCGAUUGUGGAGAUGCAAUUGGUGAGCUGUUCGGAUUGUGGACGUUUCAAUUUUGUUACCGUCGACGGUCUGAAGUUUCAGCAUUCGGUACAGCACAUUGGCAAAACAGUGCAUGAUCUACCAUUCAUCGCCAUCGAUUCGCUAAAGUAUAUGUUUCCCUAUUCCAAAUUUAAGGAUAUGUAUAUACCAGGUCAUCUCAAGCAAUUCCUUCAAAACUUCAGCAGUCAUCAACUGCAGCACAAGUUGCACCUUACAAAGGAUCAAGAUAAGAACUUGCCGCCGUUAUCCACCUUCAAGGAACUGGGACCCUCGAAGCAUCGCUAUACUCUGGUCGAACAUGAUGAGCUGUGA